Molecule: messenger RNA, 471 nt
Organism: Aspergillus neoniger CBS 115656
Lineage: Eukaryota; Fungi; Ascomycota; Eurotiomycetes; Eurotiales; Aspergillaceae
Exons: 1
Coding region: 154-411 (85 amino acids)
Source: RefSeq, a predicted model, not a curated record
CCCUCAUCCCCAUCCCCAUACCAGAAGUGUCCUGUUUGGUGUGGCAUGCUACGGGGUUACUAUGGAUUGGGAUAAACGAUAAAGUGAAGUAAUUCCACUCAGCAUCUUCCUGCGGAAUAAUUCCAGUGUAAAAAGACACGAUGGUGUAGGAAUAUGUUUUCCUUCCUGUCUUGGCAACUUGCUUGGCUGCUUGGCUACUUCACUUCUGAAAGUGAACGAAUCACCGUUGCAGAUGAGGGAGUAAGUAGCUGUCUUCGUAAGUCUGUCUGUGAUAGGGUUUGCCUUCUUGGGAGGAGUGCAUACUAUAGGUUACUACCCCGUCCCGUUAAUACACGGAAUAUAGACCGGGAUGAUGGUGAUGGUGAUGGGGGAUCGGCGAUGGCAAUUAAUCUUCUAUUAAGUACUAAGUAGCUAUGGAUCCUGUCAUGGUGGUUUGAUGCUGUCAUGUUGCAGAUGUGGUGCAGGGUGCAG